Molecule: messenger RNA, 1851 nt
Organism: Cicer arietinum (chickpea)
Lineage: Eukaryota; Viridiplantae; Streptophyta; Magnoliopsida; Fabales; Fabaceae
Molecular function (GO): RNA endonuclease activity
Source: RefSeq, a predicted model, not a curated record
UAUCAGAAGUAAUUUCUUAAUUUUGGCUGUGUUUCAUUCCUUUGCUCUUUCAUGGUGGAAAAACUCAAUCCUUUGUUCAUCUAAAAAUUUGAUAACCAUGGCCUUGUUCAAAUUGCACAUCUCUUUACCGUCACCGUCGACAACUACAUGAUACUAUUCCCUUUGACUUAAUUAAAUAGAUUAUUAUUAUAUUACCUAUUGACCGUUAUUAUUAUUAUUUUACUGUGUUUCCAAAAGUUUGUGUGGUUAUGAAUGUUGUCGUGGCGUGGACAAUAUAUUCAUACUUGCCAUAUCUAUUAUGUUGGAGGGUCUGAUCAAGGGAUUGAUCGACGUAGCUCUCGGCGGCAACAAUAACGAUCGCGAUCGCGAUCGCGAUGACAAUCAACCACGCGAUGAACGUUCCAGAUCAUCUUGGGCGGAGGUUGUUUCCGGAGAUCAGCAGGAUAAGGAGCAGAAAGAGGAGUGGCAAUCCGAAGGUUCUAGAUUCUCCAACAACAAGGAGGAAGUGGAACCGUGGCAAGACGAAAGUAGUAACCAUCGCAGGCCUCGUAAGGAACAAUAUCGUCCUCAGCAGCAGGACUACGAAUCUGAAACUUUCAACACUUCCAAUAGACCCAAUAAGUCAGAUGAAGAUAACAACGACGGGUGGCAGACUGUGGGCAAACCUUCAAGACAGACACACAAGGUUCCAAAGGAUAACUGGCAAAGCUAUAAACGACCUUCUGAUGAGCAAGAAUACUCCAAUGAAGUUGAAGUUGGUGCUAGAAUAGAGCCUUCGCAUGAUGAACUUGCUGAUCUGUCACGAGCUUGCGAAAAACUCUGGGAUCUGGAUUUAAAUCGUUUGGUACCGACCAAAGACUAUGAAAUUGACUGUGGUGAAGGGAAAAAAGUUUACCAAAAGGAAGAUAUGGCACAGGGGAGCUUGUUUACAUGGGUUAGUGAUGAUGUAUUCAGAAAGCCAACAUAUGCUCGAUUUCUUUCGCUGUUAGAUAAUUACAACCCACAUCAAGGAUCUAAGGAGGUUGUCACAUCUGAAGAGAAACAAGAGCAAGUUUCCUUCAUAGAAGAGAUUAGUAGAACAGCACCAAUUAAAUAUCUUCACAAGUUACUUGCUUCUAAAGGAAUCACAUCGGGGAGUUACCAAGAUUUUAAAAGAAUUUUGACCAGCUUGUGGUUUGACCUUUAUAGCCGUGGUGGAACUUCUGGUUCCUCAUCUGCUUUUGAACAUGUUUUUGUUGGAGAAAUCAAACAAACCAGUGAAGUUUCUGGAUUUCAUAACUGGUUGCAGUUUUACCUUGAAGAGGCAAAGGGGAGAAUUGAUUAUCAAGGAUAUAUUUUUCCCCGCAGACGGGGUGAAAUUCCUGACUCUGAAACCCAGCUUCUGACAAUUCAGUUUGAAUGGAAUGGUGUUCUGAAAUCUGUAUCAAGCACUUUGGUUGGAGUGAGCCCUGAAUUUGAAAUUGCUUUGUAUACCCUUUGUUUCUACGCCGGUGAGGAAGAUAACCACAUUCAGCUUGGUCCAUAUGAAGUCAAUAUCAAGUGCUACCGUUUAGGAAAUCGAAUUGGAUCUGUUUUCCCCAUUGCAGAUUCUUGAAUUUUCAGUCGCCAGGAAUGAUAGUAGUUGAGAACUUGUAAUAAGUCAUAAUGUAAAGGCAACUAUAUCCGUUAGAUCAACCAUUCAAGGUAGCACAAUAUUGAGACAAAGUACAUUUGUGGUUUUUGUCUAUGAUUAAGGAAAAAAUAUUGUGGAACUAGUGUGCUUCUUUUUUUCUUUUUUGUAAUUCAGUACCAUAAUUGAUUUGCUAUUGUGUGUUAUUAAAUUAUAAAAUAUCUUUGAGUUUGCUGGUUUGA